CUCCUGACUCCGGCGGAAGCGUGGGAGCCGCGCGGGCCGCCGUUCUCUCGAUCCCUCUGCCGCCGUCUCAGCCCUCGCCCCUCGCGGGGCCCCGGCGUCCCCGGCUGCUGCUCGCGCCCGGCCCGGGAACCAGAUUUUGGGGAAGUAUAAUAUUUUGUCAUUAUGAGAUGUCGUCUCUCGGUGCCUCCUUUGUGCAAAUUAAAUUUGAUGACUUGCAGUUUUUUGAAAACUGCGGUGGAGGAAGUUUCGGGAGCGUUUAUCGAGCCAAAUGGAUAUCACAGGACAAGGAGGUGGCCGUAAAGAAGCUGCUCAAAAUAGAGAAGGAGGCAGAAAUACUCAGCGUUCUCAGUCACAGAAACAUCAUCCAGUUUUAUGGAGUGAUUCUUGAACCUCCCAACUAUGGUAUCGUCACAGAAUAUGCUUCUUUGGGGUCACUUUAUGAUUACAUUAACAGUAACAGAAGUGAAGAGAUGGACAUGGAUCACAUUAUGACCUGGGCCACAGAUGUAGCCAAAGGGAUGCACUACUUACAUAUGGAAGCUCCUGUCAAGGUGAUUCACAGAGAUCUCAAAUCAAGAAAUGUUGUUAUAGCUGCUGAUGGAGUACUGAAGAUCUGUGACUUUGGUGCCUCUCGAUUCCAUAACCAUACAACACACAUGUCCUUGGUCGGAACUUUCCCGUGGAUGGCACCAGAAGUCAUCCAAAGUCUCCCUGUGUCUGAAACUUGUGACACAUAUUCCUAUGGUGUGGUUCUCUGGGAGAUGCUAACAAGGGAGGUCCCCUUUAAAGGGUUGGAAGGAUUGCAAGUAGCUUGGCUUGUAGUGGAAAAAAACGAGAGACUAACCAUUCCAAGCAGUUGCCCCAGAAGUUUUGCUGAACUGUUACACCAGUGUUGGGAAGCUGAUGCCAAGAAACGGCCCUCUUUCAAGCAAAUCAUUUCCAUUCUGGAGUCGAUGUCAAAUGACACCAACCUUCCUGACCAGUGUAACUCCUUCCUGCACAAUAAGGCAGAGUGGAGGUGUGAAAUUGAAGCUACUCUUGAGAGGCUGAAGAAACUAGAACGUGAUCUCAGCUUUAAAGAGCAGGAGCUCAAAGAGCGAGAAAGACGACUGAAGAUGUGGGAGCAAAAGCUGACAGAGCAGUCCAACACCCCGCUUCUCUUGCCUCUUGCUGCAAGAAUGUCUGAGGAGUCUUACUUUGAAUCUAAGACAGAGGAAUCAAACAGUGCAGAGAUGUCUUGUCAGAUCACAGCAACAAGUAACGGGGAGGGCCAUGGCAUGAACCAAAGUCUACAGGCCAUGAUGCUGAUGGGCUUUGGGGAUAUCUUCUCAAUGAACAAAGCAGGAGCUGUGCUGCAUUCUGGGAUGCAGAUAAACAUGCAAGCCAAGCAGAAUUCUUCCAAAACCACAUCUAAGAGAAGGGGGAAGAAAGUCAACAUGGCCCUAGGGUUCAGUGAUUUUGACUUGUCAGAAGGUGAUGAUGAUGAUGAUGAUGGUGAGGAGGAGGAAAAUGAUGUGGAUAAUAAUAGUGAAUGAAAACAGAAUGCAAAACCAUAGAAUCUAGAAGGUUUGGAAGAAAACACAAGCAAAUGGUUAUCUUAAUCUGCACAAACACCAGAAAGGAGGUAGAAAACCAGCUACUGCAUUGUUGGGCCAGUUACUUUUGUAUGAUAGUCAUUUCUCUAUCAGCUUUACUGUUGAUUUGUUUUUGCUUACUGAAAAUAAGUGUGAGGAAACAAUUAAGCCAAAAAUGGUAUAUUUACUGAAUCAGCAGAUGUGGUGCCUGAUUAUAGAAAUCCAUUAUUCUGUAAACAGGAUAGUACUUUUUAUUUGUAACAUUUUUUUUUCUUAUGGCAAUAUAUUGUCCUGUCAGAAAUCAUUGAUAUGGACUACAAGAUCCAACAAGGAAAAAAUUGAAAAGAAAGAUUAGAACAAACACUUCUUCUGAAAUACCUGAAUGCCAGGAAUUUUCAAAACUUCAUGGCACAGCUACUCCAGGUCAGACCUGAGAGAUGUCCUCAAUAGUACACGUGAAGGAGGAAUACUCUCAUUUGAAACCAACAGCAGAUGUUUCAGGCUUUCAUACCAGUGCCAGCCCUGGAAGCUUCUUAACACACUGUCAUCUAAGACCUAGCCUGUUCUUCAUCCUAAGAAAGACAAGGUCUUAAAGGAAUACUUCUAGACAGGGCAAGUGACGAUAUAGGCCUGGCCUGCACCUCCAGUAAGGGUGUGGUCAUCUGUGUUCACUUUCCAGAGGGGCCUGAUAAUCCUGGAUUCUGCGUAGCUAUGGAGCUCAUUUGAAGAGGGCACUAGAUAUUAUAAAAGAAAUGUAAAAGAUCAGUUAUCCUUACUUGAGUAAGAUGCAGGCAAAGAAGGCCCUUUUUAAUCUUGAAACUGACUUCCUAGAGUCGUCUUUCUUGAACCCUGAAUCUGCCAAGCUGCUGUUAGUAAGAAGUAUUACUUUACAAACCAACUUAGCCAGAGAAUUCCUCAGCAUGUUUUCACAUAUUUGUCAAGAUAUAUUUAAACUCCAAAACUCUGCUUUAAAAAAAAAAUCUACAAAACAUUUGUAGUUCUGAAAGACAAAGAACAAAAACUUUUUCUGAAGCCUAAGUUAGAAAGUAGUGCCAUUCAUUAAUUAGACUGUAAAACCGAAACUCUUUUGGUAGUUUCUUUUAGGGAAAAUUAAGGCAAAAAUUGUUGGUACAUAGAUUAUCUAAAACACUUUCUAAAUAUAUUCAGUCAUAAAAUGCCUCUUGGAAUUUGAAGCAUACAUAACAUGCCUCUAAUCCCCAUUAAGAAUGAAAAAUUCCACAAACUCAUCAGUACAUGGUACCGUCUUUAUUUGGAGAAAAAAAAAAUAACAAGAUACUCAGAGUGUUAGAGAUAGAAGUCUACAGCAUAGUCGUAAUAAAAAAUGAGAUUAUGACUCAGAGUUCUGGGUCUCCUUGCUGUGUAACUGGGUCAAAUUAUUAAGCCUUACUGUGUCUGUUUGCUCAUCUUCAACAGAGGAAUGUAACAGUGCCUACUUCAAAGUAUUGUUGUGAGGGCUAAAUAAAAUAGGAUAGUGCGUAAUAGGUAAGUGCCAAACCCGUGGCCUGCUAGUUAAUGUAGUUAAUUGAUACUGGUUAUGCCAGUGAAAUGACUGGACAUUAAGUGGUUUCAGUAGACUUCUGAGAAACCAAACUGUCAAUUCCCAGUGCUACUUGUUGAGUGGUAGGUGAUGAAAUUAGAAGUACGUCACUUUCAGUAAAGACAAAGAGAAUAUUCCUAGGACUUAAGCUAUUCAGACAAAUUUAAUCUGUUGCUGUUUGAAGACUUAACGAACCCUGGCUAGGCUUACCUAGACUGAGGUGUUUGCAAGUGACAUGUGUUACCUUUUAGUAGACGUGGAAAGAAUAGAAAACCUUCCCUUAGAAAAUGGAUUCCCCACACACUUCUGAUAUGAUGUUUAAAUCUGUACAAACAUAGACACAGACACAUGUACAGUGCAGAAUAGUUCUGGUGAUGAAUAGGCAUACACAUAAAAAUAUCAUCCUGUCUAUGCUUAAACACAGAGGAGUACAACUCCCUACUUCACACCAAGCCUCUCAAGCAGAACAUUUUUUCAAGACAUAUAAAUAAUUUUAUUGUAAUUUUUUAAUGCAGCUUACAUAAAGUCUGAUAAUACCAACCUCAUAGUCUCACUUCUAAGUUACAUCUGUGGAAGCAAGUUUAUAAAUGUGUUAAGCCACUAAAUUUUUUUUUAAUUUUAUUUUUUUAUCAAUGGGAGGGAUAGGAAGAGAGAGAGAAAGAACCAGACAUCACUCUGGUAUAUGUGCUGCUGGGAUUGAACUCAGGGCCUCAUGCUUGAGAGUCCAAUCAAGCAGAACAUUUGUAAAAAUUAUUUCUUUAUUGGGGGGGUUAAUGUUUUACAGUUGACAGUAAAUAUAGUAGUUUGUACAUGCAUAACAUUUCUCAGUUCUCCACACAAUGAUACAACCCCCACUAGGUCCUCUGCCAUCCUGUUCCAGGACCUGAACUCUCCCUGCUACCCACCCCAGAGUCUUUUACUUUGGUGCAAUACACCCAACUCCAGUCCAGCUUCUCAAACAGAACAUUUUAGAGCCAAGUAGUAAGUGGUGACUGUUUAUAAUGCACGACUACCCAGCAUGCCUGAGGCAGUAUGGCCCAGCAGUCUGCAGAAGAAAAUCAACGAUGGUAGCCUCUUUCACAUCAUUCUGGCAAAGACUCAUUCAGUGAGCCUCCCUUCACCACACCAGGCACUGUUCUAGCGCCACAUAGACAAAGGCUAGCAAGCUGAGAUGGACAGAAAUAAGGCAGGCACACCAUAUAGUAUGUCAACAUUGCAUACUGGGAAAUGGAGCAGGGAAGGGAGGAUACAGCAUGCAGGGAAGUGUUGUACACUUCAAACUGGUCAGAAAAGGCUUCACUGCUAAGGGAAUCUCUUUGACUAAUUUUAACUCCUAUGCACUUUUUGUAAGAAUAUAAACCUUGCCUCAUUUAACAAUGAUCAGCAAUCACUUUACAGCAUAUAAAUGGAAUGAAUCUGACACUGCACUUGUCUUAACUUACAUACAAAGCUGUUAUUGUACAUAAAGUUGUGUGCAUUAAUAAAGACAGCCAAAUAGGACCAAAAGAGAAAAGAGCCUAAACUAAGAUCUAGAUUUAUCACAUUAGGUAAUACUUGUUUAAUAUCGUAGCUGCUGCCAUCUUCCUCACCCGUGUUCUAGAGGUGGCCAUGGUGUUACCAUUAAGAAAUAGCAAGGAUUUAAGAUACAGCAGACUGAUCACCUUAACGAGAAGCUUGAAACCGUUCAUGUCAGGAGCCCAGUGAAGAAUUCAAUUCAAAAUACCAACAAACUGUCCCAUAUACCAUUGGGGUACUUGCUAGCUCUGGCAGUUGUAGAAUAUACAUUAGUCCGCCCCACCCACCCACCCAACCCCAACCACCCCACCCCACCCCCCACCAAGCAAAAUCACCCAAGUCAAAAGAUGCACUUUCAGAAUUACAGCCACUAUACAACCUGAAUUUUGUACAGUCAUGGGACUUAAGUCACUACUUGUGGACAAGGCUUAUUUUGACUUUACAAUCUGGAAAAAACGUAGUGAAACAGAUACAUUUGCUGGCGAGGAGGCGGGUGCAGUGAAGAGGUGGUGUUACUUUCCUGUUACACUGAUUCCACAAUAAAGAAAAAAGAAAAACUUCAUUGAGAGAACUGUAAUUCUGCGAAGUAGCAAGGUUGAUUUAAAAGAGUCCUUUCACUAAGUCGUGUUUGCUUGCAAAAAUCAUAUUUUAAUCUUUCUUAUAAGUAAGCAGUAGAAAAAGGCUGAGGCACAUAGCAUGUUUGUUGAUGAUGUAGACAUGUUGAAGGUUGGUCUUAGACCAGAGAAAGAUUUAACAUGCAGUAGCGUCAUUAUACAUUACGAGCAGUGAAUUCCAGCUCGAUCUCCACAAAAAUAAAAAAAAGACAACUGGGGCUAGGGUAAGUUUGGGAGAAUUCAGAAUGACUUCUCAAAAUCACUACAGUGUAAAUAACUAUAGGAUUUUCUUUAGCGUGCUAAGAAUUUCAUGAAAAGAUAGUUUUAAGACUUUUUUUUCUGAGUUAAAUAUUGACUCUUAAGUUUUUGAAACACUAACCUCAUUGCAGUCCUUCAAAAAGGAAAAAAUAAAUCUAGCUUAGUCUCAUCAUGCCACAUAGAUGAUAGAGGACAAGUUUUUCUAUAAUCAGGCACCUUUUGAUGCUUUUGAGUAAGACUGUUUUGCUCUUUAGAUUUUAAGCAUUAGCAGAGAAAAAAGAGCUUGCUCUGUUCCUUUGCUGUGGUGUAACCUGAUAACUCUAGACACAGCCUUGCUGUGCUGACAAACAAGUGUCUACCGGAAAGUCUGGAGGACUAGCUAUAUUCUCUCCGAUUCCAACCGAAUUUGCACUCUGCUGAGGAGCUGUCUGGCGUGUGGUUCCAUUUACUUCAGAGCUAGACCUUCAAGCACCAACAUGAACUAUUUUAUACUGUGUGCAGAAUAGUAUAUCUACUGGUGUCAGGUACAAUGCACUGCACAGUUUGUUUUUGCACUGUUUUAAAAGUUUUGUACUAAAUAAUAGAAAAUAUUUAUAUUCUUUGAGUGUGAGCUUUAAAAAGAUGGCAUUAUCACUUUAUUGUUUUUUUAACAAAGCCUCUUUUUUUCACAAUUAUUUUACUGCAAUGUUAUUCUGAGCAAGUCCUAUGCCAAAGAUCAUGUAUAAUGUUUGUAUGGAAUGUUAAAUUUGACUCCUGUGUGCCAAGACUACUCAGUUACUGACUUCGCGGUUGGAAUUUGAUAUUCCAGCGCACAGUCCACAGUGUAUUCAGAAAUCUGGUUGGUGUCAUACAUUUCAUUUUGAUGUGAACUUUUCUUUGCUUCCUUUGUUUUAAAACUACAUUUUGCAAUAAACGUUUUGACAGUAAA
Messenger RNA from Erinaceus europaeus (western European hedgehog), 6447 nucleotides. RefSeq names its product mitogen-activated protein kinase kinase kinase 20 (gene MAP3K20). Gene Ontology annotation, molecular function: protein binding; ATP binding; protein kinase activity. Gene Ontology annotation, cellular component: cytoplasm. The transcript has 12 exons. The record is from RefSeq and is a predicted model, not a curated record. Gene Ontology annotation, biological process: protein phosphorylation. Bases 168 to 1535 code for a protein of 455 amino acids. Lineage: Eukaryota; Metazoa; Chordata; Mammalia; Eulipotyphla; Erinaceidae.